CCGUCCUCUGCGGCUCACACAGCAACAACAUGCCUGCCUGGGAAGCGGCGGCGCUCGCAGAGGAGCGGUGCUGGCUCCAGGAGGAUUAUUAGCCCUCAGCCAAGGGGUGGGAGUCAGGGGCAUAGAGGAAAACCAGCAAGCAGAAGAGGAGGUGGGAGGCGGGAGGCAAGGCAGAGACUCAGCCCUGCCACCCCCUGCUCCCCACCAGACCCAAGCUCCCAGUGCGCUGGAGGAGAGCAGCAGCCCAGCCAGAUUGGUGUCUUGGCUGUCUACAGUCCCAAACACUUCAGGUCCUGAUGGGGGACUCAGGAUCAAGACGUUCAACUCUUGUGUCUCGACUGCCAAUAUUCAGGAGAAGUAUUAGUCGAAGACAUGACUCCCUUCCUUCCUCACCCUCCUCCAUUAAUACUAUGGGUGUCCAUAGCUCCUCUCCCUCCAGCACCAACUCAAGCUCAGGUAGUACAGGCAAGCGAAGGAGCAUAUUCCGCACACCUUCCAUCAGCUUCCACAGCAAGAAGGGGAGUGAACAGAAGUCUGAAUCUGCUAGCCAGAAUGUAAGUAUUUCAAAUGGUGCUCAGUCAACUCACAACAAUUUCCAAAAAACGAGCUUGGAAGAACAUGUUAAAAGCAGAGGGAGGCAUUCAGUUGGUUUCGGCAGUUCACGGAGCAAGAAGAUAACAAGAUCCUUGACCGAGGACUUCGAAAAGGGGAAGGAGCCAUCAACUAGUAAGAAUGUCUUUAUAAAUUGCAUACGUUCUGGAAAAAACGAGAGUGAUGACUCUGGCUUUAUAGAGGAACAAAGUAGACGAUCUAUUAAGGAAUCCUCACGGAAACUUCUCCCAAAAUCUUUCUCAUCACACUACAGGUUUUCAAAGCCAGUCCCCCAGAGCCAGUCAGUUUCCUGUGUACAACAGUCUGGAUGCUUGUUGGAGAUUAAACCAUAUGUUGAAAGCGACCCCAUAAGAGUAAGGUCCUCUCCAUCAUGUUCUGCUGAGAUAACAGAAUGUGCAGGAAGUUCUUUGCAAUCACCUCAACUUUCUGCAGACCUCACCACAGUCCAGACCCCUUCGGAAUUUUUAGCCUUGACUGAAGAUUCUUUCUCAGAAGUUGACAUGGUGCCCAAUAGUGGAAACACAGUGCCACACACAAAGAACUUAGACAAUAAUACUUCUACCUCUCAGAUUUUCCUCAGUCCUGUUGUUGAUUAUGUGAGGAAAAUAGAUCAUGUAGAAAAUACUUCCCUGUCUGCUGUUAUAUCUCCUGUGAAUCAUACAAGCUUUUGUAGUACUGAAUCAAAUACCUUACCUAAAAAUACUGCUGCUAAUCAAACACAAGUAUUAUUGCAAGCCACUGAACUUCCUGGUAAAGAUGCUGGGCACAUAGGAGAAAUUAACUCAGCAGAUGCACAGUUAGAAACUUUCAUGUUAGAUCAUGAAGAAAAAACAGUGGAAUGCUCUCCAAAGGCUAGUGGAUUAUGUGGGGACCAACAUGAAAUAACGUUAUCUGAGUACAUUAGAGAAACAAUUCCUGUAACAGAAUCGAAGAUUAUUCCCCCCAACUCUGAAUUCCGAUCCUUUAGAACACAACAGGGACAUGAAAUAAAUCACUCUAAAGUUAAUCUUGCCAGUAGUUUUAGUCCUUACCGAGAAGGCAGACUCAUAGAGAAGCGCCUGAGAUCCUCAUCAGAAGGCAAUGCUGGAAGCAGCAGGAUGAUCUUAAAACCAAAGGACGGAAACACAGAAGAUCUUCAUAGGUUGCGGAAGCAGAGAGCGAGCUCGUCAUCUUCAAAAAUGAACAGUCUGGAUGUUCUGAAUAACUUGGGUUCCUGUGAGUUGGAUGAAGAUGACCUCAUGCUUGAUUUGGAAUUCCUAGAAGAGCAGCAUCACCAUCGUUCUG
Chelonoidis abingdonii (Abingdon island giant tortoise) is the source of this 1896-nucleotide messenger RNA. The record is from RefSeq and is a predicted model, not a curated record. Lineage: Eukaryota; Metazoa; Chordata; Testudines; Testudinidae.